Molecule: messenger RNA, 2205 nt
Organism: Penicillium waksmanii
Lineage: Eukaryota; Fungi; Ascomycota; Eurotiomycetes; Eurotiales; Aspergillaceae
Exons: 2
Coding region: 1-2205 (734 amino acids)
Molecular function (GO): lipid binding
Source: RefSeq, a predicted model, not a curated record
AUGCCGGGCGAAACAGAGCCCCUGCUCCCCCGUUACGAGGAUGACACUGCCCGUCAGCGUCAGCUCCACCAGAAGCUCCAUUCCUACCAGAUGCUCCGCGCUCUCUCUGAAGGCUACCUCCCAUCCACCGAGCAAACAAUCGCCAAUCUCCGCACCUUUCUCGCUUCCGACCUUCUCAACCUUCGCAACCAAGACAUCGGUUCCGUCGGCCGCCAACUCGUCCGCGACGCGCGUCUUUGGAUCACCUCCUUGAUCGAGUUCCUGCACGACAAAAAUGGCUCCGAUCAUCUCCAGAACUUCCUCUGGCGUCUCUCCCGCGCCCGCGUCUCGGUCGAUCAGGCCCGCAUAUCCCAGCAGGCGGCGCAUGUGAAAGCACGCGCCGAUACCAAAGCUGCAUAUGAUAGUUUCCGUACCGUGGGAAGCUUACUCCUCACAAACGCUGACUUCCGUCUCUUCGUCGACGAUAUUGCUACCGUUGGCCGCCAGAUCUUUGCAGAUACAGCCUCAUCCCUGGCAGAGGCGUCGAAACAAGUCGCGGAUGAGGUGCAGCCUUCUGAAGAAGAAGAGCAGGCGCUGACGGGUGCGGGCGCUGAUGAGGGUCGGGAGUUGUCGGGGGAGCAGGUGAAAGAGGAACUCAGCCAUAUUGCCCAUGUUGCGGGGAAAGGCGCAGCUCAUACGGGCGAGGAUGCAGUGAAAAGUGCUCGGGAACAUCUUUCCGGUCGAGAACGAGAUACACUGCUCUAUCGGUUAAAGAAGACGGUCCAGAAUCUACGGGAGAGAACUGACUAUACGGAUUCAGUCUCGACCAUUGCACAGCUGGUAAAGCGAUAUGCGGCAGUCUAUGCCAAUGCGGCAGAAUUCACGGCGGAUGCUGCUGAGGAGGAUCUCCAAAUGAAUGAUGAUCUCAAGCAAGCGGUGGAUCAAUUCUGGGGUCUGUUACGGUCGUUUGGAAAUGCAGAGGAAUGGGACAAGUUGCAACAAAAAUUCCAUGAUCUCUUACGACAUGCUAAUUCGGACCCUGAUUUUGAACGGUUGAUGGGUGAAGCUGGCAAUUCUCUCCAGGAUAUGCUCACCGACCCCGAGUUCUUCAACCACGCUCCUGAGAAACUCGAUGAGCUCCAGCAAAAGUCCGAGCGUGUCGGGUCAGAGGGACAUCUGCGCCAGGACUUGGAUGGCUUCCUAGCACAAACCAAACGAGCCUUGCGAUCGGUACCCGAGGACCCUGCAGUGACCAAAGUAAUCAAUGCGACGAAAAGGAUUUACCACAAUGCCUCGGCAGCCUACAAUGACCACAAGGCUGAUCUUCCAGCUGAUAUCGUCAACGUCAUGCUCCCUGUUCUCCUCCGAGCCAUCCAGUACAUCCCAAUCCCGCGUUUGGAGAUCUCCGCGCCAGAGAUGGACCUCCUCUUAGAGAAUCUAAUCCUUGAACCCGGCCGCACAGUCAACUAUUCCUCUUUCCUCCCAUACCGGCUGCACCUCGUCACGCGAAACGACAUCGAGGUCGUCAAGAAGCACUCCAAACGAACCGAGACAGCCAUCAAAACUAUCUUCACAGUAACAGUCCAAGGCCUCAACAUCAGCGCCGAAGAAUUCGGCUACUGGCUCAAGGCCCACACCGGUCUACUCUUCUACUUCAAAGACGAAGGCAUAGCCAGUUUCUAUCUAGACCGCCGAGGAAUCGACAUAACCCUCGAAGUCGAAGUCGGACGCAAUCGACUCGAACAAAUCUUCACCCUCCGAGGCGUGCGGGUCCGCAUCCACAAACUAGACUACAAGGUCUCAAAAAGCAAAUGGCGCUUCCUACUCUGGCUCGCAAAGCCCUUCCUAAAACACCUCGUACGACGAACCCUGGAGAAAAAAAUCGCCGAGGAAAUCGUCGCCGCCGCCUUCGCCUUGAACAGGGAACUUGUCUUCGCGCGCGAGCGUCUCCGCGCAACCCGCAUCGCUAACCCGCAGGAUCUGGCAACAUUUGUACGAGCCGUCCUUGCCCGGCUCAAACCUGCCGACUCGGAUGUGGAAGCCCGGGUCGGUAUUGAUCCUCUGAAGAGUGGUGUUUUCCGGGACGUUUAUGCGCCGGGGAGUAUUGUUAAGACGUGGCGUGAAGAGGCUACCCGGGCGCAGGAGGCUAUUGAGGAUGGUGAUGAGACGCAUGGACUGGGGUCUACCUGGCGGAAUGAUAUUUUUGAUGUUGCGGGCUUGCAAUGA